Messenger RNA from Episyrphus balteatus (marmalade hoverfly), 795 nucleotides. Its product is annotated as trypsin alpha-3-like. The record is from RefSeq and is a predicted model, not a curated record. Gene Ontology annotation, biological process: proteolysis. Gene Ontology annotation, molecular function: serine-type endopeptidase activity. NCBI's taxonomy places the organism in Eukaryota, Metazoa, Arthropoda, Insecta, Diptera, Syrphidae. The transcript has a single exon. The coding region runs from base 1 to 795 and encodes 264 amino acids.
AUGUUCCGUCUAAUAGCUGUUGUCUUGAGUGUUUUGUGUUUUGCUUCGGCAGCACCAGAAAAUAAUUCCGACCGAAUUGUAAAUGGCAGAUCAGCUAACAUUAUGGAAUACGCCUAUCAAGUUUCUAUCCAAAUUCGUGGCAGUCAUUUCUGUGGAGGAAGUAUUUUAGGCACAAGAUGGAUUCUAACAGCAGCUCAUUGUUUGGCUCAGCCCAUAGCUAACAAUGAAAUCGCACAAAUUACAGUUGUUGCUGGUACUACAAACUGGAAUGCUGGUGGUGUUGUCAAAAAAGCGAAAUGGUUGAAAAAUCAUCCACUAUACGAUUCAAAAUCAAUGAAAUACGAUGUGGCAGUUAUUGGAUUAGACUCCGACUUUAUGUACAGUACUAAAAUUAAGCCAGUAACUAUUUGCAGCAAUAUAAUUCCAGACAAUAGACUUGUCGAUGUAAGCGGAUGGGGUAUGAUGGGUGAAAAUCAUAAAAAUCUUCCAACACAUCUACAAGCGGUAACUUUGAGAUUUUUGCAAAAACCUGCUUGUGGUUCGUUAGAAUUCCGAUAUGGACCAUCAAUUAUGGAAUCGAUGGUUUGUGCAUAUGGACCUGGUCAGGAUUCAUGUCAAGGAGAUUCUGGUGGCCCUUUGUGUUUAUCAGGUGAAAUGAAUCAAAUAGGAGUUGUAUCAUGGGGAGCCGGAUGUGCCCAGCCUGGUCUUCCAGGGGUUUACUGCGAUCUUACAGAUGCUGUAGUUCGCCAAUUUAUUAAAUCAAGUUGUCCAGCAGUAACAUUCGGAUUUUGUUAA